UACAUUUAGUUAGUUUUGUUUAGUUAGCUUUUAAUUUAUUUUAGCUUCUUGGUAGCAACCUUCUGCAUUUAGCUUUAGCCUUUUGCUAUUUUAUAAUUCAGCUAACCUUUUGCCAUAUUAGCUUGUAACUAGUUUUAACUGCUUUUAGYGUUUGACAAACUUUUUGCUAAUUUUAUAUUUUAGCAGUCAUUACGUUACUUUUAGCAUUUGGCUAGUGUUUCGCUUCUUUUAGUUGGUGGGCUUCCUUUAGCAUUUAGCUGAUAUUCUGCUUCUUUUAGCGUUAAUAACUGUUUUAGCUACUUCUGUAAAUAGUAAAUGACUUGAACUUUUAAAGUACCUUAUCAAAUCCACGUGGACUCCAAGGUUCGUUACACUACAAUCAUUCACCCAUCAACACACUGAUGAUGCUGGUGAUGGUAGGCUACAUUGUAGCCACAGCGCCCACUAGCAGUAGGUAAGGCAGGUGAACAACAACUGAGACAGCUGGAAUGGGGAUUGAACCGGUGACAUACUGGUUCCAGGACGACUACCUAACCACUCCACCACAGCCGUCCCCAAACUGAUUCAAAAGUAUACGGUCCUUCGGCUCUCAUUUCAGUGAAAUGUAGUUUCUCAGGAUCCUUUAGUUCUUCAAAGAAUGAUUGUUUUCAGGAGUUCAGGAGUUCAGGAGUGCAGAUCAAUAGAAACAUUUGUAAGAUGAAUAUUUUUCCUACAGUGGACCCACCUGUUCCCACUUGUCAGGACGGACUCUACCUGCCUGUAUUGGUGUCUCCAACACCUGCAAACGGACAGCGCAUCACUGCAGAGGUCCACAAAGAGGUGGAGAUCAGAGUGAAAGCACAGGCUGCCUAUUCUUCAAUYCAGAACAUCAUCAUGAGUGGGCCCACCAACAUCACCAAACACAGGACCACCAAGGAUGAGUUCGUCAUUAAGUGGACGCCGACAGCGGACGACCUGGGAGAUUAUUACCCACUCUGCUUCGCUGUGGAAUCUGUGUCGGGGUCAUCCAUCUAUCAGUCUGAGAUGAGGUGCGUUAUAAUGGACGUCAGGAAGGAACAGAUUGCAGCCAGGGUCACCUGCACUGAAUCCACCAUGAAGGUGGAGGUGGAGAGGCGUUCCUUCUUUGGACUUGGUGAGGAUCACCUUCGCCUCAGUGACCCCACCAACACUGUCUGCAGCCUCAGGAGAUACUCCAACCAGACUCACAUCACCGCCAUCAUCCCCCUCAAUGCUUGUGGGACUCAGAUUGAGGAAGACGACGAUUACCUCAUCUUCAAAAAUGAGAUCACCACACUGGACGACGCCCCCAACCAGCUGAUCACCAGGAAGCACCUGGUGGAGGCCCGCUUCUACUGCCAGUACCCCAAACGUGGGAAGGUGACCUUGGGCUUCACGGCGCACAGGAAGAACGUGACAGUGUGGGAGAAGGGCUUCGGCACGUUCACCUACCAGUUCGAGUUCUACCCAGACAGUCGGUUCAGAACCAUGAUCAGCCCCAGCUCCUACCCCCUGGACUACGACAUCGGAGAGAGGAUCUACAUGCAGCUGGACGCCAGCGCCUCCAUCAACAACACCGAGAUGUUCGUGGAGUCCUGCAGAGCCGCGCCCUAUGACAACCCCAACUACCACCCAACAUACUCCAUCAUCGAGAACGGGUAGGCAGAGGUCAAAGGUCAACAGGUCUUAGACCAGCAGCCACUGUAAGACAGGCAGGGGACAUGUGGACGUCCAUCAGAGACACACGGAGACAAAUGAGACAAAUUCAAGCCAGUUCAAACAGGACAGUACAGUCCUGAUCAAACCAGUUAUCAUCUAACUUUAUCCAAUUCACUCUGAAUAAAUACUGAUAAA
Austrofundulus limnaeus is the source of this 1851-nucleotide messenger RNA. RefSeq names its product oncoprotein-induced transcript 3 protein. Lineage: Eukaryota; Metazoa; Chordata; Actinopteri; Cyprinodontiformes; Rivulidae. The record is from RefSeq and is a predicted model, not a curated record. The coding region runs from base 697 to 1659 and encodes 320 amino acids. The transcript has 5 exons.